UUAAGUAUGAUGCUGUUUAUGUUGCUAUUUAGCCGACAAGGCAAAUUACGAUUGCAAAAGUGGUACAUGGCUUAUCCCGAUAAGGUAAAGAAGAAGAUAACUCGUGAAUUAGUAACUACCAUACUGGCACGGAAGCCUAAAAUGUGCUCAUUCUUGGAGUGGAAAGAUUGCAAAAUUGUGUACAAGCGGUAAAUAAAUUAUGUAUAAUUUAACUCGU
This is a messenger RNA of Rhagoletis pomonella (apple maggot), 217 nucleotides long. Its product is annotated as AP-1 complex subunit sigma-2-like. Gene Ontology annotation, cellular component: intracellular membrane-bounded organelle. Gene Ontology annotation, biological process: protein transport; vesicle-mediated transport. NCBI's taxonomy places the organism in Eukaryota, Metazoa, Arthropoda, Insecta, Diptera, Tephritidae. Bases 7 to 192 code for a protein of 61 amino acids. The transcript has 2 exons. The record is from RefSeq and is a predicted model, not a curated record.